Messenger RNA from Ambispora leptoticha, 519 nucleotides. The record is from the annotation of a GenBank genome assembly. Lineage: Eukaryota; Fungi; Glomeromycota; Glomeromycetes; Archaeosporales; Ambisporaceae.
CGUGCUGAUACGAAUAGCACAAACGGAUUCUUCAACAAUUUCAAUGACAACGGAAACAACAACACAGGGAGUGUAAAUGGAAAUUAUUUUGGCGAAAUAAAUAUUGGACAGAAUAAAUGCAAUGGGACACCUAUAUCAACAGACGAUGGACAAAAUAAUUACAAAAACAACGGAAACGGGAAUAAUGGAUUUAUUAAUGGAUAUAAUAUCGAAUGUAUUAGUGUAGAUGGAACAAACGUAGAGGUUCAGGCGAAAAAGACUGACACACAAAACAUCAGUCUAAGCAAUAGUUUCAACGAUAACGGAAACAAUAAUACAGGGAAUGUAAAUGGAAAUUACGUCGGUGAGAUAAACAUUGGUGGCAAUACCAUCAAUCAAUGCAAUCGAACUGAAAGUGGCGAAUACAACUUCAACGAUAACGGAAACGGAAACGACGGAUCAUUCAAUGGAAAUCAUAUUGAAUGUGUGGAUAUAAAUGGUCAAAAAGUGGACUUAAACCAGUUUAUGUUAGGAACAUGA